This is a messenger RNA of Microplitis mediator, 1089 nucleotides long. RefSeq lists its product as uncharacterized. The record is from RefSeq and is a predicted model, not a curated record. The transcript has 4 exons. Lineage: Eukaryota; Metazoa; Arthropoda; Insecta; Hymenoptera; Braconidae. Bases 105 to 890 code for a protein of 261 amino acids.
GUCAAUUUUUUAAAGUCAAUAAAUUAAAAUUUUAUAUUUUUAAUUUAAAUUUUGAAAAUUUUUUAAUUACUUUUAUUAAUAAGUUAUGAAAAAAUAAAAUUAGUAUGAAUAGUAAAAUAAAUGCUGUGUUAUUCGAUCCCGGUGGAUCGGAUAUUUCUUACGGAUGUUCACGAGUAAGUGCACUAAAAGCUAAAGCUUAUGGAAGUAAAGUGAAGGCUAACGAUAAUUGUAAUGACAAUUCAAAAUUAAUAAAACCCAAGUACAGCCCUAAAGUAUUUGAAGGUAAUUGGUUUGAAGAGCGAAUUAAAUCAACUCCCACUACUCAGAAAGAUCAAUCUAAUUUGAAUACUUCAACGCAAAAUGAUUCAAAAUCACGUGUUAAAAAAAGUACGCGGCAGGCAUUUGAAAUUGCUAGAGAAAAUAAAGAGAGGAAUAAGGGUUCAGGUAAUCUUCUAUUUGAUCAGGAAGAUAAUUCAUAUUUAAAUAAUUUUACUACUUCAUAUGAUCUUACUUAUCGAGUUAUUCCUCAAGGAUUAGAUGGCCCGAGAUUGCGUUCCUAUAAUGGAAGAAUAAAUAAAUGGUUGCCAGAACAAGAUCUUACUAAGAAUUUUGGUAAUUUAACGGGUUAUGGUAUGACUGAAUAUUUAAGAGCAUUAGAACAAGAAUUAAAUUACGAGGGAAAUGAUAAACCACGUACACAUUAUCAGUGUGAUUAUACAAAAAAAAAAUUACCUGUCGAUUCAAAACGAUUUCACAGAAAACGUAUCGAUCUAAAUACUCCAGACUUAAGCGCUUUCAAUAUUGAUUUAAAUAAAUGUUGGGCACGUACUUUAACUCAUGGUUUUCAAAAAAAUAAUUUAUGUCAAAGAGUUGCUUGUGGACAGUAUUAGAUUAUUAAAAUAAAUAAAAACAAUUAUUUUAAUUAAUUAAUUAGAUUUUAUUUAAAUUUUCAUCUUAAUGAUUCUUCAAGUACUUUAAUAAGUGUAACACGUACACAAAACUUACUACUAAAUUCUUAUAAUUAUUUCUGAUUUAAUUAAAAACAAAAAAAAGAUCAAUUCAAUUCAUAACAAUAUGAAUACAAAAAAA